AUGGGGAGCCGGAAAGAGCCUAAGCCCUUCAAGUCCAAACUCAAAAACCCUCGCACCCCUGAAACCCUCGCUCCGAAGCUAGCUAAGACCAAAGUCACCAAGAAGAAUAAGAAGAAGAAGAAGGAUGGCACAGUCCAAAGCAAUGGCAAGCACCAGUCUGGGAACAACGAGAACGAGGAGAGCGUCAAGGAGUCUCAGCCAGCAUCAGCUUCAGAUCAGUUGAGGUUCUUUCUGGAUCAGUUUCAGUCUUCAAAGGGCGUUCAACUUUCUUCUCUCGAGUUGGAAUCGCUAAAAGAGACAUGCAUUUUGGAGUUACCGCAGGACUCAGAUGAAGUUAAAUCCUUGGCGAAUAAUGUCAGAGCGGCUUUUGGCCAAUCAUGGAAAGAGGUGCUAUGUGAAGGGCAACUUGUGGAAGGAAAAGUUAAUGCUGGCAGUCCAGCUGUUCUUAUAAUUAGUUCAUCUGCCUUAAGAUCAAUUGAACUUUUAAGGGGCUUUCAGUCGUUGACAAAAGAGUGUCGUGCUGCAAAGUUGUUCUCAAAGCAUAUGAAGAUUGAGGAGCAGGUUUCCUUGCUAAAAAACCGUGUUAACAUUGCUAGUGGCACGCCAAGCAGGAUAAAGAAGCUCAUUGACACUGAGGCACUAGGCCUUUCAAGGUUACAAGUGCUUUUGCUUGACAUACACACAGAUGUAAAGGGCUAUUCUUUGUUUACCUUGCCACAAGUCAGUGACGAAUUUUGGGACUUGUUCAAGACUUAUUUGUAUCAACCAAUGGUCCAAGGUAAUCUGCGAAUCUGUCUUUAUGGUCCGUGUCAUCAGGCUGUUCGGUUAAAAGGCAAACGAAGACAUAAUGAUUCUGAUAAAUAAAUCCCUCCGGUUUUGUUUCUCUAGUUAAUUUUAGAAUGAGAAUUCUUGGUUUUGGCAGAGAUAUAGUCUUUCCUUCUUCUUUCUACUUUAUAACUCUUCCCAUCAACUUAAAGAUGCCUUUGUGGGAUUCAUCUCUUCACUGUUCUUCCCAAAACGACCACGGUGAAUUCUUGUCGCUGCCAUAGAAGCCAGUUUUGACGUCUUCCACAGAAUGUAUUGUUUCUUUUCUACUUGUACACAAAACGAGAUGUAUAAUAUUUUAUACCUUGGUUCCCAUCCUGACUUGUUU
This is a messenger RNA of Neltuma alba, 1153 nucleotides long. RefSeq lists its product as uncharacterized. Bases 1 to 864 code for a protein of 287 amino acids. Gene Ontology annotation, cellular component: 90S preribosome; nucleus. The record is from RefSeq and is a predicted model, not a curated record. NCBI's taxonomy places the organism in Eukaryota, Viridiplantae, Streptophyta, Magnoliopsida, Fabales, Fabaceae. The transcript is spliced from 6 exons.